Messenger RNA from Prorocentrum cordatum, 5556 nucleotides. The record is from the annotation of a GenBank genome assembly. Lineage: Eukaryota; Dinophyceae; Prorocentrales; Prorocentraceae.
AUGUCGGAGGUUGCCUCGGGGCUGGCCAGGCGGGCGUACUGGUUGUGUGCUAAGCGUGGCUGUAACGCUUGGAAUUGGUGUGACAAGCGGUGGACGUGCAAGGCGUGCGGCACCAGUGCUCCCCCAUGGACGAAGGAGUACCGCUCCGACAAGGCCCCCCCGCGGGUGGACGCAGACGGGUUCGUGCAGCAGCCCAGGGGAAGGGCUGAGCAGCGCGCGGCGAGGCGCUCGGCCUCCCAGCGGGCCCUCUCGGGGAGCACCGCGCCCAGCAGCGCCCCCAACAGCAGGGCACGGCGAGCGCGGCCCUGGGGAGAGGCCAAGACCCAGAUCGAGGAGCUGCAGGCGCAGCUCGCGGCGGCCAGGGAGCGCGUCGACACGCUCCAAGGGGCCUCGGCGCUCGGGCUCUCAGUGGACUUCCAGCGGGAGGCGGAGAAGGCCCUCCAGCAGGGCAAGGACCAGGUCGCCGCCUUGGAGCGGUCCGUCCAGGACGCCCAGCGCACGGAGCGCCCGCCUCACUCGGUGCUCCACAUUGAGGCCAACGCCAUUCAGAAGGUCGAGCGCCAGCUGGCCACGGCGCGUGCCAAGAGGGAGAAGCUCCAGCUGCAGGCGUCCGAGCUGCGCGAGCUCAUCGCGGAGAAGCAGGGGUUGCUUACUCAAGUUGGCGCCCUGUCGGAUCUCCUCAAGCAGCACGGAGCCGAGAUGCCUCCCAGGUUUUCGGAGAUCGUCGAGAUUCUCAACACGCAGAAGGAGGCGGUCGCUGAUGUGCUCAGGCCCCGUAGCAGCUCGGCCAGGAAGCGUUGGGGCGACAGCGUCGGUGACGACGGCCUCGCGACCGAGGAUGACGACAUGCCGCUCGACAUCGUGGCCUCAGGGCCGACCGCGGCAGGGCCGCCAGCCUCGCGGGCCAGGCCAGCGGACGGACCCUACGGCCCUGCAGCGGCCCGCGGCCAGCACGGGGCGACCCUGGGCGCGUGGCCUCAGGUGGAGCCCUGCCUCGCUAAGGCCCUCGCCGAGCAAGGGGCGGCCCUCUCGGACGGCGACCCCUUGGCUGCCGUCAUCGGCAAGGCACCGCUGGUCGGCAGGGCAGGAGGCCAGCAGCUUCGAGCUGGCCUAGUCAUGCUCGGCUGCAAUGGCAACAUUUGGAGCAGGAGCAUGGAAGCCCUCGAGGCCUUCUUCAAGGCGUACGACUACUGGCCCGACGUAGUGGCGCUGCAGGAGACGAGGCUCCCGCAUGAGCGCCUGCCCAGCGCGGCGGCGCAGGCUCGCGGCCUGGGUUACGCUGCCUUCCUCCACGAGGCGGUGCCGACGGAGAAGCAGGGGCCCCAGGCGACCUCAGGCGGCGUGGCGAUCAUGGUGCGAGAUGGCUUGCAGGCCGACGAGUCUGCGUACCCGUUGCCCUCGGCCUUGCGGCACCGCCUCAUCGGGGUGGAGAUCGCCGCCGCCUCGGGCCUUCGGAUCCUGGUGCUUGCUGGGUACUUUCAGCACUCUUUGGGCCCUCGAGGCACCAACCUGGACCUGUUCUCGGCCAUCUCGGAGGAGUUGGGGUGGCCCGCUUCGGUGCGGGGGCACGUCCUGGGGCCCUCGGAGGCGACGUGCCAUGCCGAGGGAUGCGACCACCUCUACGACUGGUUCGUGGCUUCCGCGGCGCUGGCAGCUUGCACGGCAUCCUGCGCCACCACGCUCGAGGGCUUCGGGCUGCACCCUCAUCGCCCUGUCCUGCUUCGUCUCCAGGACGUUCGGGCAGAUGCUUUGGUGGAGGUUCCGUCCAGGCCCGCACGCUUCCCCGAAGUUGCUCCUGAGCUCCUUCGGGCGCACGAGGACGCGGAGAUUGUGUGCUACUCGGUUGGCAAGAAAGGUCAGGUCACGCCUAGGUGCGCCGCGUGGUCCUGGGACACAGGCACUUCACCGACCAACCUCUCCGUCGCCUUCAGCGAGUGGGUGGCGGCUGCUGAAGGCACCCUGGUCGGCAUCCACGGCAUCGUCCAGGCAGACUUGGCCCGUCAUCUCGGCAGAGGAGAGGGGCCGCGGCUGUCCCUCAAGCCUCUCAGUGCCUUGGUCAGGCGUGAUGCCAGGUUCAGGUUCAGCCUCCUCACGCACCGCUUGAGGAGCUGCCUGGACGUGGCCCUCCAGCGGGUGCGCGCUGAGAGGACUGGCCGCUGGCACCCUCGGCAUGCUGACUGGUACAGGCACCAGGCCGAGCUCAGGGCGCAGCUCUUGCUAGAGGCGGUGCAGGAGGCUUCCGACUCGGUCGGUGGGGCCCCCCCUGGCGCAGCCCCUGAUCGACUAGGCGACAUGGUGUUUCAGGCGGGCGUCCACGGCAACCCUGAUGCCGUUCGGGACCUCCAAGGGCUGCUCGGUGCAUCGCAGCGCCGCGACGCGGCUCAGAGCGCCCAGGCCUGGCGCAACUGGGCACAGACAGCGGUCGAGAAGGGCGGUCGUCUGGCCCACCGCUUCUCGAAGGCGACGCCCCCGCCGACGGUCAGGGACGCUGACUCGGGCAGGAGGCUUGUUGGGAUGGCAGCGAUCGGCGAGCUCACGAGUGUCUGGCAGAAGCUGUGGCUCCAGGAUGGGUUUGCCCUGGGCGCAGGGGCCAGCAGCUGGGACGUUGGCGAGUGGCGGCUGCCACCCAUCUCGCUGGAGCAGCUCCAGGCGGCCUGCAAGCGCUACAGCCCCUCGGUGGGGCUCGGGUGCGACUCUCUGCACCCUAGGCAGAUCCUCCUGUUGCCCGUUGCACUGCAGCAGCGCAUCCUGGACAUCUUGGCGGCCUACGACGACGCCCCUGCAUCGAUCAGCGGGCAGGUCUCCCUGAUGGUGUUCAUCCCGAAGGCAGAUGGAGGGGUGAGGCCCAUUGCGUUGCUGCCGCUGGUCCUGCGGCUGUGGUCGCGCCUCCGCCAGCCGUGCUGUGCCCGCUGGGAGGCUGACCACGACUUCCCCUUUUUCUGGGGACGUGACGGGCGGGACUGCGAGCGGGCUGGGUGGUUGCACAACUGCUUUGCGGGGUUCGCGAAGGCGAACCAGCAGUUCGAGGCCGCGAGCCUCUUCCUGGACAUCAGCAAGUUCUACGAGCACGUGCGUCACGACGUUCUCUGGGCGAAUGCAGUACGUUUCGGGUUCAACCUCAGGCUGUUGCGCGGCCUCCUCACCUCCUACCAGGCCCCUAGGAUGAUCCUCGCGGCGGGCAUGGCUUCCCCCGCCUUCAGCACUACGGGUACGGUUUUGGCUGGGUGUGCGUGUGCGACAGCAGUUGCGAAGCUCCCAGUGCUGGGCGCCCUCCUGGCCGCGGGGGCGACGUGCCCGUUGGUCGCGCCGAGGAAUGUGGUCGACGACAUCUCUCUCCAGGCGGUCGGCACGGCCCGACUCGUUAAGCAGCAGAUGUUGGUCUCCAGCUGUGAAGUGGUCCGCCUGCUGCGUGAACAGCACCUCCCACUCAACGAGAGUAAGUCGGUCUUCCUGGCCUCGUCGCCGCAGCUCGCCAAGGAGCUCUCCGAGGCGUGGGCAGCGCAGGGCUUGGCCUUCAAGAGGGGACUGCAGGCGAGGAACCUCGGCACAGACGCCAACAUCACCCGUCGAGGAGUGCACGAAGGUGCGGUGCGUGCGGUCGGCGGCCUUCGGCGUGGACGCAGGCUCGGGGUGCUUCGCUCAGCUGGUGCGGCGACCGAGAUGGUCCACCGUGCUGGGCCCACCGCGGCGAUGCUGUGGGGGCGUACGGUGACUGGUGUACCUGAUAGGGAGCUUCAUUCGUGGCGCUUGGCGGCUGUGCGCUCGGCUGGGAGGUUCCCCAAGGGCGCCUCACUCGGGCUGAGGCUCAGAGCUGUGGAGGUCAUGCGGUCCAUCGACCUCGACCCGAGCCCCGCGCUGCUUCGAGCCGCUGUGCAGAUGGCGGCCAGCCUCCUUCAGUCGGGGGAGGUCUCCCAGCGCAUGUUCGAGACGGCCGUGCAGGAGGCGGAGCAGAGGCACGCGGGAGCAGCAGCCCCAUGGGCGCACUGCCGUACGCCAGUGGAUGCCUUGGCCCUCUCGCUCACCAGGGUGGGCUGGAGGCUCGUCCAAGGCACCUGCCUCGCCACCGACGACGGCCACAUCCUGGACCUGCGCAUGAUGGGGCCGCGCGAGCUGGGCCUGCUGGCAGCGGCAGGGGCGCGGCGUGCUUCGGACAGGUCGGAGCUGGCCCGCCUCGGCCACGGUGCACUCCCCCCGUCGCCCUUGUUCUGGGAGGCCUUCUCCGAGGUCCUCGGGCCUGGCAGCAAGCUCAGCCCCAGGGAGAAGGCGGCGCCCCCGAGGACCGCGCCGAGGUCGGAUGCCAUGGCGGUCAUGUGGCGCAAUCGCCCCGCCGACGGUCUCCUCGGGGGGCGCCUCUACCUGGAUGGGUCGGCGCUCGACCCCGAGCACGAGAGCCUACGGCGUGCGGGUUGGAGCAUCGUGCAGUGCGACUCCGACGGCAACAUGGAGUGCGCGGUGUACGGCAGCAUCCUCAUCGAUUGUGCGUCUACGGUCAGCUGCCUCACGUUGGGCAAGAGGUACGCGACGGCAGCCAACAAGCCCAAUGCUCAUCUCUGGGAGGGGAUCUACGCUUCGCUGGACGUGGACAUGCUCAAGGUUACCAAAGUGGCAGCCCACUGCACCGCCAGGGACGUGAUGGAUGGCAGGAUCACGGAGGCGGACCUCCGCGGCAACGGUCAUGCUGACCGCUGGGCCAAGGCAGGUGCGGAGCUGCACCGCACCAGCCCCGUGGCCAGGCGCGAGUUCUUCGGCACGAUGGAGGUGGUGAGGGAGCUCGCAUGCUGGGUGGCGCAAGCCUCCCUCAUCUGGCAGGGGAUCGAGGUCAAGGACUGCGAGGGCCUGCCUGAGGGCAGCGAGCGGACGGCUGUUUCCUUCGCCGUGCCCGUGGUGGAGGUCGCCACCAGCCGCCAGCCCGACUCGGGUUCGGGCGACGGCUGGGCCUCGGCGGCGCGCGCUGGUGGAGUAUCCCUCGGUGCGACGGCCUUCGUCGUCGCUGGCCACGUCCUGGCCUUCGCCAGGUGCGGGGAGGGCGCCGCCGAGCAGGAGCUGAUGGCGUGCACCCACUGCGGGGCGUACGCGCGGCUGGGCGGGCGCUCAGGCGCGGCGCCCAAGCUCAAGGAGCAAUGCCCAGGGUCUGCGGGGCUUCCCAAGGGCAGGCGAGACCAGAAGGCGCGCUGGCUGCAGGGGCGGCAUCCUGCUGGCACGCCCCACAGCGGCAGCAAGCGGGUCGGCGCGACAGUGCCCAGCCUGCGCAAGGAGGACGUGGUGCCGAUGGACGCCAGGGUGCGCUUCCUGCAGUGGCUGGGGGUCCGCCCCGAGGGUGCUCCUGGCGGCGAGGCCGCCGGCGCCAGCCGCGGGCCCCCCAGCGGCGCGGCGGCCGCUGGCGAGGCGGCGGCGGAGCCGCUGGCGCCUGGCCCCGCGGGGGCCUCGAGGGAGGCAUGGCUGAGCGCCUACGGCCUGGACGAGGCGAGCCUCCUCGAGUGGUCAGCCGCGGCUGAGACGGCGCGCGAGGACAGGCGCAAGAGGCGUCGCCUUGCAGAUGGUGGCGAGGGGGAGUGA